UGAGCGGGCGGCAAGGCUCGCAGCAGGCGUCCGCAAAUCGUAGUCUCCAACCCCACCGACUCCUCAGUCUUCUUCCAGCCCAUCUUUUCUCCCUUCAGCAAGCACCGUCCGCUAUCAUGGGCAAAUCCAACAAGUUCGACUACACCAAUCGCCCCAACUCCGGGGCCAAGCUAGGCCACAUCAUCGGCACCGCCCUGCAGAAGGAAGCGGAAAAGGGCAAGAAGGACGCGGAGAAGCAAGCCAUCAAGGCCCGAAAGCAAAGCUCCAGCAGCUCUUCUGCCCCAACCGAUGCACCUCCUGCUCCAACCGCUCAUGUCAUCGAACUCAUCGCCCCCAACAAGGAUCUCGGCGAUGAAGGGACCUGCGCGCUGCUGGAUGGGUUGUACGCUGCCCUUUCCACCAACGGAGACGUCUCUCUGGCCCUCGAAGUCCUCGACCUCUCCAGCAACGCCAUCACCACAGCCUCCCUCCCCUCCCUUGCUCGCGUCAUCGAGCUGGCCAAGAACGAGCUAAAGGUCCUGAGUCUGGCCAACAACAAGAUCACUGUGACCACUCAAGACGCAGCCGAGCACUGGGCUUCCUUCUUGAAAGCUUUCCGACACUGUUCAAGACUGCGACGACUCGACCUCAGCGGCAACCAAGAUCUGGGCAGUCGAGCACUGGAGAUUCUUGCUCGCACACACGUCUCUGAGCCCCACAUUGAUCCCAUUCCAUCGGUGAGCGACGAAGAUGCAUUUAUUCCACAGGCGCGAAGCAGCAUGUCAAGGUCUCGCGCGGAGCAGAAUGAAGAGCCAGAGCGCGAACAGAGCGAUCUCGCAUCAAACAUCUCUGGCGAACCGAUGAGCACAAGGUGUGGCCUCCGCUCCAUUCCCUACAUUUCCCUCCGCGACAUCGGGCUCAACGACUCUGGCGCCAUGUGGCUGUCUUACGUCCUCGAAGAUCACCAUUACCCCAACCAACUGCUUCCAGAUCUCGUUCCUGCCCAGUCAGACUCCACUCCGACAACAGCUCGCGCACAAGACAAAGGUGGCAGAGGAUUGGAAUGGACGCAUGACGGGGUGUUGUCAAGAGAGGGUGUCCAACUACUCGAAAAGGCGGAGGCCAGAAGAUGGCAGACAAUGGUGGAGGACAACAAGAUGGCGGCAGACACCGAUCACACCGACGUCGACAGCUUGUUCGGAGACGGUGGAGGAAACAGAAGAAAGUCGUCAGCCGGAGCGCCCCUGACUGCAGUCAAAGAGGACCGACGGACGAGCAUCAAAUCUCUCCGAUCCACGGACGCCGGCGAACAAGAAGCGAACGAGAUUGACAGUGCUCGCAAGAGGCUCAAGCGUGCCAUCAUUGCCCGAGAUGGAGCGUUCAGUGUCGAACUGUGGCACGCAGCUUUGACACUCGUCAAUAUUUCUCGGCUUCUCCUCUACGUCACUCCCAUGACCGGCGAAUGCUCCGACAGUCCUCAGUCCUUCUCCUCGCUUCCUGAUCCCAGCAUGCCACCGGUACCAGCUAUACUGGCUGCCCAAGACAGUGCCGUCGGCGAGUCCGGCCACCGGCUCUGCAUGAAUGGCCACAAUUCUCAAGCAUGCGAUGCUUCGAGGCUGGCCGUGAGCACACGCGAGACUGCACUGACGGAUGCGACCAACACUCCCAUCACGCCAAUGCUCUUCCAAAAGCCAAAGCAUCGCAAAGGUGCCUUCAGCGAGGGCAACGACCUCGACAGUGUGGUCAAGAAGCUGAACGUGCUGAUGAUCCGCAACCAAGAUCCCAUGCGAUUCAUUCGCCAUCAGCAAGCGUGGACAAGACAGGAGAGGGCAGAGGGGCGCCCAUUCCGCAACCCCUCGUCACCCUGCCCGCUCCCCUUCCAUAUCGUCAUGCGCAUUGUGGGGCAGCUCAUGUCGGGUCGGGAGAUCAGCGUAUUGACCGAAGAGCAACGGCGAGCGGCGGUGCAAUGGGGCCUGAGUCGGGAGACUUUCGCUACGGAGCGGGAGUGGCUGAGGAAGGAUGACAGCGCGCAGAUCUUGAUGCUGCUCGAUAGCAUCCACUGCCUGGCCUAUGCGCAGUAAGUUGAUAGGGGAGGGGAUGGAAUGCGUGCAGCAGA
Messenger RNA from Neohortaea acidophila, 2095 nucleotides. RefSeq lists its product as uncharacterized. The transcript has 3 exons. The coding region runs from base 117 to 2060 and encodes 647 amino acids. The record is from RefSeq and is a predicted model, not a curated record. Lineage: Eukaryota; Fungi; Ascomycota; Dothideomycetes; Mycosphaerellales; Teratosphaeriaceae.